AUGUCGGAUUCUACAGAGCACGAUUCAACAAUAUCGCCUGGCUCAACUGCCGCCUCGAGGGAUAUAAGACUGGAAUACUUCGACUACUUAAUUGGCCCAUCAACGCUUCAGCCAGACAUCUUCAAGCUACAGGGUUGCCCUGAUCGUGGCCGAGGGAAGGUGAGAGGCGGCCGACGGAUCGCAGCUGUGCGGAGCGAUAUAAAAGCUUCAGCUUCACCGGACAGGUUUGUCCCAUUGCGAGAGCCGAUUGACGCCCCAUCUACCCCAUAUAGGGUUGGAAAGGACCCCCAAGAUCUGUCACCCGAGGAAAAGCUCUUCCGCCGCCGCUCACCAGGAGAGGACCCUUUCACACCAAAGAAAAUUCGAAGAACAAAGAGUGCUACAAGACCCGGCCGUGUCUUUAGCCCACACUUUGGACCUCAUCUUGUGGGUGACUCAACUGUAUCCGGAAGAUCAGUCUCAACUGGGACCAGAGAUGGGACGAGACGAGUUAGCAACGGGGCAAUUUGGACCGUUGGUGGAACAUCAGCUGCUCUAGGUAGACGGUCAACCGUCUCUCCAGAUGGCCGUAGGAGCAUAUUUGCUAGUGGAACCACAGCUCCCAUGUAUACAGCCAAGUUUCUGCCACAGACUCGCUCUUCAACAGAGGACCGCUUGACAUAUGAGUCUAGGAUUGCUCUUGCACUGGAGAUUGAUACUGCAUCGAAAGUCCUCAGCAACUCCAAGCUCAUGUCGAUAUCUGACCCUCUACCAAGCCCAUCAUCUCCAGCGUUCGAUCGACUCUCACCACUGGUAUGGAAAGACAAUGCUUGGAGGAGGGUAGAGCGCGGUCAAUUUCCGAGUCUUCCCUUUCGAACUCUGGAUGCUCCUCUCCUGCGUGACGACUUCUACUGUUCGACGUUGGCAUACUCCAGCAUCGCUGGGACUCUUGCUGUUGGAUUAGGGCACCGCGUUUACCUAUGGUCUGAGGCUUUCGGCGUGCAGCAUCCGCCACUCGGGGAACAUGACCCCUCGAAUUAUGUGACAUCUCUGUCAUUCUCGUCCGAGAAUGGCGGUAGAAGUAUUUUGGCUGUGGGUAGGAAGUCCGGCAUGCUGAGCUUGUGGAGCACAUUCGACUCGGAUGUGCGCUUCGAAAUCAGCCAUUCAAGCACUAUUACGUGCGUUGCGUUUAAACAGACAAAGUCAAGAAGGGUUUCAGAAAGGUUUGAAGACACUGAAGUGGAUGCAGAAGAUCUUGCAGUGGGAGAUGAUCUUGGAAAUAUUUGGUACUACUCGGUAGAAUGGCCAGAUGAGGAAGCAAGAGACCGGUUUGGCUGGCAUGGUAGAGUCACCCUGCUCGCCAAGAUAUCAGCUCAUACGCAGCAGAUAUGCGGCAUCGCAUGGUCACCAGACGGGGCCUAUCUGGCUACUGGCGGCAAUGACAACGCCUGCUUAUUAUUCGAACUCUCGAACAUCAUCCCUGCGCGGGAGCUUGGUGUUUCUUCUAGAACGUGCUUGCCACAUCAGAAUUGCCAUCCUGAAGGCAUCAAUUGCCCCAAUUCGUUUACUUGUUUUGCUGCAAAUGCUAGCCGACGGCUAUUUAAUCAGCGUAAUUUGCUGAGCAAUUUGCUUCCAACAUGGACUUCUUCUCGCACAAGAUCGUUGUCAUCUUCUCUUCCUUCAGUCUUGACCCAUACCGGAUCAGUCGUUUCCGGAGGUGACCGAACUGUCUUUGUCCCAGCAAAUCGCCAAAAGCAUAGAUUGACCCAUGCCGCAGCCGUUAAGGCUAUUGCGUUUGCUCCGUGGCAGCCAUCUUUAUUAGCCACUGGAGGGGGCUCCAACGACCGGGCUAUUCAUUUCUUUCAUACUCCCUCAGGUGCAUGUUUGGCUACCAUCAACGUGUACGCUCAGGUCACUAGUCUUAUCUGGAGUAAAACGCGAAGAGAGCUGGUUGCAACGUUUGGGUUCGCGCAACCGGAACAUCCGUUUCGAAUAGCUAUCUUUGCAUGGCCGAGCUGUGAACAGAUUGCAGCAAUACCCUGGGGGCCUCAUGGUACUAGCUGGGAUAGACCCUCCAACGAUACUGUUGUCGAUUGCGGACGCGCACUUUGUGCUGUUAGCUACCCUGGAAGGCCUCCCACAUAUAUUGUCGACGACUUAGAUAUACCCGAAGAAGCCUCAAGUUCCACUUCGCAAGCCCAGGGUAACCAAGCGCGAGAAGACAGAGCAAGGGUAACUCGGCGUCUGACGGGGAGGGGAGUGGUGCGUCCCAGGGCCAAAGAAGGCGGCCUGUGGUGCUCACGCACAGUGGAAGAAGGGUGCAUUAUUGUAGCAUCCAGUGACCAAAGCGUCAAAUUCCAUGAGGUAUGGAGUAGCUCGGCCAGUCAUAAAUCCUCAACGUCCGGCCCGUAUGGAGGUAGUGAAAUUCUCGAAGGGCUGGAAGGGCUUGAGAAUCCGGGGCGAGAGAUUAUUCGUUAG
Molecule: messenger RNA, 2457 nt
Organism: Aspergillus nidulans FGSC A4
Lineage: Eukaryota; Fungi; Ascomycota; Eurotiomycetes; Eurotiales; Aspergillaceae
Product: WD40 repeat domain-containing protein
Exons: 2
Coding region: 1-2457 (818 amino acids)
Molecular function (GO): ubiquitin-protein transferase activator activity; anaphase-promoting complex binding
Source: RefSeq, a predicted model, not a curated record